Leptidea sinapis is the source of this 900-nucleotide messenger RNA. It is a transcript of the gene Rsf1, whose product is annotated as RNA-binding protein Rsf1. Gene Ontology annotation, molecular function: RNA binding. The transcript has 3 exons. Bases 183 to 641 code for a protein of 152 amino acids. The record is from RefSeq and is a predicted model, not a curated record. NCBI's taxonomy places the organism in Eukaryota, Metazoa, Arthropoda, Insecta, Lepidoptera, Pieridae. Gene Ontology annotation, biological process: mRNA splicing, via spliceosome. Gene Ontology annotation, cellular component: nuclear speck.
UGAGCAUUGAGCAAUGCGUUCACUCUUUCCUUUACCAUUCGGUCCAAAGGCAUCGACGUAUUGAUCCAUCAAAAAAUAUUAUUUUAAUAAUAAGUAACUUUUAUUUUAAGAAAAUAUAGUUUUAAAAAGACUUCUUUAAGUCUCUUCUUCGCUGCAAAACAAAAAUCUUAAAAUAAAUCAAAAUGAGCUCGGGUGGAACACGUGUUUAUGUUGGAGGUCUAGUGGAAGGAAUUAAAAAAGAAGACUUGGAAAGAGAAUUUGAUAAAUAUGGAAAAUUGAACUCAGUUUGGGUCGCACUAAACCCCCCAGGCUUCGCUUUCAUAGAAUUUGAAAACAUGCAGGAGGCUGAAGAUGCUUGUAGCGCUAUGAACGGUUUCGAAAUGUUAGGCGCGACAUUAAAAGUAGAGCUGUCCAGAAAACGUGACGGGCCUCGUCGGGGCUUCCGCGGCGGUGGCGGCGGCGGCGGAAGAGGCGGUGGAUUUAGAGGCCGCUCAUUCGGGGGCUCCGGCGGCGGCAGACCUUACAACAACAGCUACGGCGGCGGCGGCGGCGGUGGUGGUGGCCGCUCUUUCAACCGCAAUGGCUAUGGCUCAGGAAAUAGAGACAAUGGCAGAUCUAGGUCACCGAUGGGGCGAUUUUAAUUUAACUCUUUAGUUUUAUCGUUAGGUUUAAUGUUAAUUGUAAUCUGAAGCCUUACAAGCGUUUCACACUGUUCGUCAUAUAAGGGGGGUUUACUACUGAGAAGAGCUCUGUCGAUGUCUUAGGAUUUAGAGAUAUUUUAAUCUUUAAUAACUUGAAACAAUAAAGAGGAACAACCUUCAGUAUAUCUUUAACAUUGUACCUAAGCACUUUAAUGCUAAGAUUCAUUAUGUAUAAUAAAUAAAACACAAAUUAUUCCAA